This is a messenger RNA of Bradysia coprophila, 1599 nucleotides long. Its product is annotated as DEAD-box helicase Dbp80-like. NCBI's taxonomy places the organism in Eukaryota, Metazoa, Arthropoda, Insecta, Diptera, Sciaridae. The record is from RefSeq and is a predicted model, not a curated record. Gene Ontology annotation, molecular function: ATP binding; nucleic acid binding; RNA helicase activity.
AACUUGCUGCAUAAAAAACUUUGAACAAAUGUUUCAACCUUUUUGCAUAAUCUGUAAUUGACUCAAGUUUUUUUUUGCUCAAAAAGCAAUUAAUCCGCAAAUAAAGAACGUAAAGAUUUUCAUUAUUAUGGCAGGCUACACACACGGUUGGGGGAGAACGGUUCAAGAACGAAAAGUAUCGAACAAGGCUUUCAAUUUUGACAAUGAUAAAAAAUUAACCUCGAAUGGAAAUGGCAAGACCGCCGGAGAGCAUCCAGACAACCGAAGUUUGGCAGAUUCAAGCUUUCUAUCGGAAUUAUUUCGCAAGCAACUAAAUUCAUCCAAGUCUUACUUAGAGGUGCAACGCAAUGAUCCGAACAACCCUCUAUAUUCCGUUAAGACUUUCGAAGCUCUGAACAUUAACCCAGAUCUCCUUCGAGGAAUCUAUGGUAUGGGCUUUAAUGUACCCUCAAAAAUACAGGAAACCGCAUUGCCGAUGUUGUUGGCUAAUCCGCCACAAAAUAUGAUCGCUCAAAGCCAAUCGGGAACGGGAAAGACUGCAGCGUUUGUAUUGGCAAUGCUGUCCCGUGUCGACACAACUAAAAACUACGUUCAGGUAGUGUGCUUGUCACCAACUUAUGAGUUGGCAAUUCAAACGGGUGAAGUGGCGGCUAAAAUGUCGCAGUAUCGGCAAGACAUCCAACUGAGAUUUGCAGUUCGCGGCGAAGAAGUUCACAGAGAUCGGCAGCUGACUGAACACAUUCUCAUUGGAACGCCGGGAAAAAUUAUGGACUGGGGCCUGAAGCUCAAAGUUUUUGACAUAAAGAAAAUUACGGUUUUCGUACUGGACGAGGCAGAUGUAAUGAUUGCUGAGCAAGGGCACCAGGAGCAGUGUAUUCGCAUACAUAAACAGUUACCUAAAAAUUGCCAGAUGAUGUUCUUUUCUGCCACGUAUGACAAGAAGGUUAUGUCAUUUGCUGAGCUCAUCGUAUCAAAACCGAUGAUAAUUCGAUUGAAGAGAGAACAAGAAACAUUGGACAACAUCCGCCAAUACUACGUCAGAUGUGCCAAUCAAGAGGAGAAAUAUGCCGCUAUCACUAACAUCUACGGUGGUAUUAGUAUCGGACAGGCGAUUAUAUUUUGUCAGACUCGGAAAACUGCCAUGUGGUUGGCUCAAAAAAUGAGCCAAGAUGGGCAUUCCGUUGGAAUAUUAUCGGGCGAACUAAGUGUUGAGCAGCGACUAAAUGUCUUGGAUCGUUUCCGGGCAUCCCUCGAAAAAGUUCUAAUCACAACAAAUGUACUGUCGCGUGGGAUCGAUCUGGAGCAGGUCACAAUUGUGGUUAAUUUCGAUAUGCAAGUAGAUGUGGAGGGAAAUGCGGACUGUGAAACAUAUCUCCAUAGAAUCGGACGUACAGGUCGCUUCGGUAAAUGCGGAAUUGCCGUCAACCUAAUUGACUCCGAAAAGUCAAUGCAAAUUUGUCGAGAUAUUGAGAAGCAUUUCGGGAGAAAAAUUUCCGUGAUUGACACGGAUAAUCCAGAGGAAGUCGAGAACAUACAGAACUAAAUGUAUACAAACUUCCUAUGAAAAGUACAUGAAACGAAGCAGCGUUUUGUUUUCGA